Hypomesus transpacificus is the source of this 875-nucleotide messenger RNA. RefSeq names its product complement C1q-like protein 4. The transcript has 3 exons. Gene Ontology annotation, molecular function: protein binding. Lineage: Eukaryota; Metazoa; Chordata; Actinopteri; Osmeriformes; Osmeridae. The record is from RefSeq and is a predicted model, not a curated record. Bases 226 to 783 code for a protein of 185 amino acids.
AGACGGUGAUCUGUAUGUUCAGGGUUAACACAUGUUUUUGCUAGGUAUUUCCCGUAAAUGACAGAAACACUGGUAGAGAAUGUAUGCUGCUCUGUCAAUAAGUUAUAUGCCUGGACUAAAUCCCAGAAAUUUACAAAAAAAAACUGCCAGUUGCUUUAUAAAAUGAGAGACUUCUUCUCGGGGAACCAUUGAAGGUGUUUGAUAGCCAACAGAAUCGUGCUGAAGAUGAAGAACUUGUCCUGUUUGCUGGUGUUGCUGUUCUGUGGUCUGUCUGCUGCUCAGGAAGACCAAGAGUCGACACAGCUUCCCUCCUCAACCUUGGAAGACAGGCUGAAACUUCUAGAAAGCCAAGUUGAUCAUCUCCGAAAGAAAGAGAGAACACAGGUCAUCUUCUCUGCUGCAGCAGGAGGAACUGGAACAAUUGGUCCUUUCAAUGUUGACACCACAAUGAUUUACAAAACCGUCAUCACUAACAUUGGCAAUGCCUACAAUUCAAAUACAGGAGUCUUUACCGCCCCAAUGAAAGGGGUGUACUAUUUCUGCUACUUCUAUCAUGCAGGAGGCGAAGAGGGAGUAGUGUUAUUACUACUCAAGAAUGGAAAACGAAUCGUCACCACGUCGGAUCACAAAGCUGAGGAUAAGGCCGACAACGGGGGCAACGCAGUGACCCUGGAGCUGAACGAGGGGGACCCGGUCUAUGUGAUCAUGCGCUCUCAAACUCACGUUUGGGGGGAUGACUUUGGUCAUACCACUUUCAGUGGCUUCCUCCUCAGUGCUGACUAGGACACAGCUGUUUGUUUAUUUCAGAAUGCAUAAACUUCUUGCCUAACUGACAAUCAUGCAUCUUUUAAAGAAUAAAGUCUCCAUACAAAUAC